This is a messenger RNA of Debaryomyces hansenii CBS767, 1287 nucleotides long. RefSeq names its product GPI-anchor transamidase. NCBI's taxonomy places the organism in Eukaryota, Fungi, Ascomycota, Pichiomycetes, Serinales, Debaryomycetaceae. The record is from RefSeq and is a predicted model, not a curated record. Gene Ontology annotation, cellular component: endoplasmic reticulum membrane; mannosyltransferase complex. The transcript has a single exon. Gene Ontology annotation, molecular function: alpha-1,6-mannosyltransferase activity; GPI mannosyltransferase activity. Gene Ontology annotation, biological process: GPI anchor biosynthetic process. Bases 1 to 1287 code for a protein of 428 amino acids.
AUGAAAGAUAUAUCUGUUAUAGUGAAAUACUUUGUGUUAUUCAAGAGCAUUCAGCUAAUAAUAGUUUACUUUACACCGGUUCAAUUCGAUACAUCGUCACAGCUAAUAAUUGAAAAAUAUCGGAAUGAUAAAUUGCAGGUUCUAAGCGACUGGAAACUACCAUUUCAGAUCAGUGAUUCAAUACUAUCCAAUAUAAUCGAUAAGUUCAUUACCUGGGAUGCUGUAUACUUCAGUGAUCUAUUUCUCAAUGACAUCAAGUAUGAGCAUCAAUUCGUGUUUUGUCCUUUAUGGUGGAGAAUAAUAAAAUGGAUACCGAUUGGUGAAGGUAAUUAUUACAAGAAAUUGAUGUUGGGAAUGCUAUGCUCGAACAUAUGUCAUCUUGGUACGUGCAUUAUACUAUACUAUUUGACAUUCGAAAUGUUCAAAACAUCGAGUCUUUUCACUAAGACGUUGCGGGAGUUUUCAUUGAUUUCGUCGAUUAUUUACAUCAUAUCACCAGCGGGGAUAUUUUUAACGGCAUCAUAUUCUGAAAGUCCAUGUGCAUUGUUUUCAAUGGCAUCGAUUUACUUGAGAGAGAUAUCUAUAAAUCGAGAGAACUUUAACCAUUUGAAUUCUAAGAAUUCGUUAAAGACGCAUUGGAUAUAUAAGGUGACGUACUUACUUUCUGGAACGAUGGUGAGCAUCGCUUACGGGAUUAGAGGCAACUGUUUAUUAUUAGGGGCAAUGUUUCUUUUUGACUUGUACGAAUUUGGCAUCAGAAACCGGGAUAUCACCGACAGCAUAUUAUCAUUAGUCAGUGGGGGUCAAAUAUUCGUGUCAAUAAUAGCACUUAACUGGUACACAUAUGCGAUAUUCUGCCCUGCCAGAGGCGAGUGGUGCCAGAGCUGGAUACCAUCAUUAUUCAGCUAUGCACAAUCUCAUUACUGGAACGUGGGGUUUUUCAAUUACUGGUCGUUAGCCAAUAUCCCCAACUUUUUGUUUGCAUUACCAACGAUCGUGCUAACGUUGCAGAGUUUUAAGCAUUUCACGGAGGAGAAACCAGUCAAGAACCUUCUUCCAGUCAUGAUAGUGAAUGGUAUGUUGUUAGUAGGGGCCGUGUUCUGGUGGCACGUACAAAUAUUGACCAGGAUCUCGUCGUUUUUGCCACUUAUGUACUGGUUUGUGGCAAGCAUGUGGAUAUCAGACAGCCCGACGUACAAGCGAUAUAGUGAGAACACGAUGAAGUUUAUGAUUGGGUGGAACUUGAUCCAGACGAGUAUGUUUGCGGCCUUCUUACCACCGGCGUGA